AAAGAAUAUCUAGAGCGGAAAACCCAAAAGACGCAAAACCACAAACCGCAGAGCUCUGGAGAAACGCCGCACAAAUCGCAAAUCUCUCAUUUUCCCACCGCAGCCGCGCAAUUACUCUUCACCACUCCACUUCUCUCGUAAUUCCGGCAGCCCGAAUUUCAGAUUCCGGCUGCGGAUUCGUUUUUUCUCCCCGAUUGGGGUUAGCAGUGGGUGGAAAAAGUUGAUUCGACGAUCGGGGAGAUGCGAUGCGAUUCUUUCGAAGGAUAGCGGGAAUACUCGGGUUCGUUAGAGACGAAGGCGGCGACCACGGAGAAGACCAAGAAGAAGGAGACCACGAAGCGGAGCAGCAAUGCGUUCCUCCUCAUCAUCAAUCACGGCAGCAUCAUCGCCCCGAUUACCGCGAAACAGGGAUUCCACGCAAAGGGUUCAGCGUCCCUGUCAAGGUCGCCGUUGACCGGCAGCAGCCUGGCCCUAUUCUCAUCCCUUGCAAAGCUGGUGAUGGCGGUGUCCAGGGUCUGAGGUGGUAUGCAAAGAGCCUCAAGAUAGAUGAAGACGGAGAUGUUGCCAACGAAUUCCUCGACGAGACCAUCUCACUGUUUCCAACCCCCACCAGUUUCAGUUUCGGCAAUGACCCUUCAGCGUUGCCUAGGUUCGAGGCAAGGUCUAACGUACGCCAUGCAAAGGUCAGGAGGCAGUUCAUGUCCCCUGAAGGUAAGUUCCUGAACUGCAUCGAACACCAAGGCGGAUUCCAACUGGUAUGACGAUCACAAGAACGCGAUUUUCGGAUUCGCCGAGGAACACUCUGGGAAACGCAUGCAGGGUGUCGGGGUUGGUGUUAUAAUGAAGUCUAUAUAGAGCUGAAUAUGGAGAUGAGUCCUGCCAUGGUCUUUCCCUCAUCUCUUUCACCCAUGGAUUAUUGGUUUCUGCUAUUGGUGGUAAAAAGAGUGUAUUUUUGCAAACAAUGCGCACCUGGAAAAUUGUACUAAAUAUAUAUGCCCAAAACAUAGGGCUCUUUUGAUAUCACAUUACGUACACUCUUUUCCUGGGUGAUGGUAUUUCUUGCUUGACUUGAAGAUCGUGGAUCAUGUUACCCCGCUUUACACCUUAAUAUAUAUGCUAUUUUUUUUUUUGUCAAAAUCUGUUACAAACGGGGCAAAGUCAAGUUUAGACCGAAAAUAGCACGAUAUUUUCUAUUGGAGUUUAAACCGGUAGGUGAUAUUUAGUGAUAUGAUACGGUUGAAUCACAGUUAAACGGACUAUAGUUUCAGUAAUACAAUACCCCCAUGGUAUAGACAGGUAAUAAAUGUCUCGAUUUUUUUGUUCCAAAAAUAUAUCAAAGUAGAUAUCAUUUUGAAGAGCACAAUUAAUCUAAUUUAUCUAUGCAGAUAAAAAAUACAACUUAAAACAAGAGUAAAAUCGUUCGUUUAAUAUUAUAGAAAAAAAAGUAAAAGACUUCCAUAAGUGACGUGAGAUGAUGAUGUGGUGACUGGGAAUUGGAUUAUGAUAGUUAUUAACUAGUAGAAUACUAACUAGAUCCUCCCUUUUUCGUCUCAUUUCCUCUCUUUUUUUAUUAUAUAUAUAUUUUGCAUGUUGGGUGCUGGAAUUAAAAGUUCCAACCGUCAAUUAUCACCAAUGGUCAUUUUUUCAAUAGUUAGUCUUUCCUAUUUCAUUUUAUUCUUACCCACUUCUCUUUUUUUACAGCAAUCUUAACCACUUCUCAACGCUUCAUUCUUUCCUAUAAAGAUAGUGUGUUUCUUUUUAAUUAAGUUGCUAAGUGUACUUUUUAUUUACAUUUGGUGUAUGAUCUAUUUUUAUUAGUGAAAAUAAUAAAAUUAGAUAAUUUUUUUACAUUCAAAUUAAAUAAAUUACAUACAAAUGUUUGUCAUGAUUGAUUACGAUUAACUAUGUAGAAAUAGAUCUACUUUUAUUAAUAAUAAUAAUAAUUCUAAUAUCCG
Linum trigynum is the source of this 1955-nucleotide messenger RNA. The record is from the annotation of a GenBank genome assembly. Lineage: Eukaryota; Viridiplantae; Streptophyta; Magnoliopsida; Malpighiales; Linaceae.